This is a messenger RNA of Lotus japonicus, 5543 nucleotides long. Its product is annotated as ABC transporter C family member 5-like. Lineage: Eukaryota; Viridiplantae; Streptophyta; Magnoliopsida; Fabales; Fabaceae. Bases 414 to 5012 code for a protein of 1532 amino acids. Gene Ontology annotation, molecular function: ABC-type transporter activity; ATP binding; ATP hydrolysis activity. Gene Ontology annotation, cellular component: plant-type vacuole; vacuolar membrane. Gene Ontology annotation, biological process: transmembrane transport. The record is from RefSeq and is a predicted model, not a curated record. The transcript has 11 exons.
AAUUAUAUUAUAAGACAGAACAAGAGAGCUUUCUCUCUCUUCAUUGUUCUCUCUCACCAUUGCAUUGAUCACAAGCUUGCCUCCUCGGCAAUCUGCAGCACAAUAUCGACGAUACCCAGUUGGGGAAUUCUGUAUUUUUCUCCAUUGGGUAUCUGAUUCUAUCUUCAAAAUUUGAUUUUUUUACUCCUUCUCUUCCUCUCUUUCCAUUGUUGGAUAUAUAUAUCAUUACAGAACUGACUGUUUUUCUCUCUCUAUAAAUCUCUCUUCUCUCCUCGCUGUUCUUAUCCCGGGUUGGUGAUAAUCUUUUCAUUUUUCAAUGUGCAAUGUGUCAGCUGAAUCUGCCUCCAAAUUCACGCAUUUGCUUCUUCUGAUUCUAUUUCUAUCUUCGCUUCAUCAUCAUCGAUACCCCAAUAAUGGGUCUCUUGCAAUUUCUCGAUAAAAUCUCAGCUUCAACUUCUUCUUCAGGAUCGUCGAUUGUCCUUUCGAACACGAUCCUGGGUUUGCCUGUGUUGGAACUUGCAGCAAUAUGCGUGAACCUGACUCUUGUUCUGUUGUUUCUCUUUGUUGUAUCGGUGAGACGGAUUCUUGUGUACAAGGGUCGAGUUCGGAUUGGUAAGGACAGCACCACCGGUGAUGCCAGCCCGAUUUGCAGUGUUAUUAGUGGAGAAAUACAUGAUGUUCGAAUCGGUGCAGGGUUCAAGUUUUCUGUGUUGUGUUGUUUCUAUGUUCUGUUUGUGCAAGUCUUGGUGUUGGGGUUUGAUGGGGGUUCUUUGAUUUGGGGUGAGGCUAGUGGGAAAGAUGUGGAUUGGUAUCUUCUCUCUGUGCCAGCAGCUCAGGGUUUAGCUUGGUUUGUGUUGAGCUUCUCGGCUUUGUAUUGCAAAUUCAAGGAGGCAGAGAAGUUUCCAUUUUUGUUGAGAGUUUGGUGGUUUUUUUCAUUUGCUAUUUGCUUGUGUACUUUAUAUGUUGAUGGGAGAGGAUUUUGGGUGGAAGGUUCCAAGCACCUCUCUUCUCAUGCUGUUGCUAAUUUUGCUGUCACCCCAGCUCUUGCCUUUUUGUGUGUAGUAGCAAUUAGGGGUGUUACUGGUAUACAAGUUUGUAGGAUCUCUGAUCUUCAAGAGCCAUUACUUGUUGAAGAAGAACCGGGGUGUCUCAAGGUUACUCCUUACAGGGAUGCUGGACUUUUUAGCUUGGCUACUCUUUCUUGGCUGAACCCGCUUCUUUCCAUUGGCGCGAAGAGACCGCUUGAGCUUAAGGACAUACCCCUUAUUGCGCCAAGAGAUCGAACCAAGACCAGUUACAAGAUUUUGAAAUCUAACUGGGAGAGAUUGAAGGCUGAAAACCCUUCUAAGCAGCCUUCAUUAGCUUGGGCAAUUCUCAAGUCAUUCUGGAGGGAGGCAGCUCUGAAUGCCAUCUUUGCUGGUCUGAAUACAUUGGUGUCAUAUGUUGGUCCAUACAUGAUAAGUUACUUUGUUGAUUACUUGGGUGGCAAAGAGACUUUCCCUAAUGAGGGAUAUGUCCUUACGGGUAUAUUCUUCGUGGCAAAGCUUGUGGAGACCUUGACAACUCGCCAAUGGUAUCUAGGAGUAGACAUCAUGGGUAUGCAUGUCAGGUCAGCUCUAACUGCAAUGGUAUACAGAAAGGGUCUCAGACUCUCAAGCUUUGCCAAGCAAAGUCACACAAGUGGGGAGAUUGUCAACUACAUGGCUGUUGAUGUUCAGAGGGUAGGGGACUACUCUUGGUAUCUUCAUGACAUGUGGAUGCUUCCUCUGCAGAUUGCUCUUGCUCUUGUAAUUUUGUACAAGAAUGUUGGAAUUGCUUGUGUGGCAACAUUGAUUGCUACAAUCGUUUCCAUUGUUGUCACUAUUCCUGUGGCUAGGAUACAAGAAGAGUAUCAAGACAAAUUGAUGGCUGCUAAGGAUGAAAGAAUGAGAAAAACAUCUGAGUGUCUGAGGAAUAUGAGGAUUCUAAAGCUGCAAGCUUGGGAGGACAGAUAUCGAAUAAAAUUGGAGGAAAUGCGUGGAGUAGAGUUUAAGUGGCUUCGGAAAGCACUAUAUUCUCAAGCUUGCAUAACUUUCUUAUUCUGGAGCUCCCCUAUAUUUGUUUCAGCAGUCACUUUUGCUACUUGCAUAUUGUUGGGUGGUGAGCUGACUGCAGGUGGUGUUCUCUCUGCUCUAGCUACUUUCAGGAUCCUCCAAGAACCUCUCAGAAAUUUUCCUGACUUGGUGUCAACCAUGGCUCAGACAAAGGUUUCUCUUGAUCGCUUAUCUGGUUUCCUGCAAGAUGAAGAAUUGCAGGAAGAUGCAACUAUCGUCUUGCCAUGUGGCAUUUCUAACAUUGCCGUAGAUAUUGAGGAUGGUGUCUUCUCCUGGGACUCUUAUUCGUCUAGGCCAACUCUAUCGGGAAUACAUAUGAAAGUAGAAAAGGGGAUGAGGGUGGCUGUUUGUGGCGUAGUUGGUUCUGGGAAAUCAAGUUUUCUUUCUUGCAUCCUUGGAGAGAUUCCCAAGCUUUCUGGUGAAGUAAGAGUGUGUGGUUCAGCUGCAUAUGUCCCUCAAUCAGCAUGGAUACAGUCAGGAAAUAUAGAAGAAAAUAUCCUGUUUGGCAACCAUAUGGACAAACCAAAGUACAAGAGUGUUCUUCAUGCUUGUUCACUGAAAAAGGACCUAGAACUCUUCUCACAUGGAGACCAAACAAUUAUUGGCGAUAGAGGUAUAAACUUGAGUGGUGGCCAAAAGCAGCGGAUUCAGCUUGCACGAGCACUCUACCAAGAUGCAGAUAUUUAUCUCCUUGAUGAUCCCUUCAGUGCAGUUGAUGCCCACACUGGAUCAGAAUUAUUCAGAGAGUAUGUAUUGAAUGCACUAGCAGAUAAAACAGUUAUUUUCGUGACCCAUCAAGUUGAAUUUCUUCCUGCUGCUGAUAUGAUACUGGUUCUUAGAGAAGGCCAAAUCAUACAGGCAGGGAAGUAUGAUGAUCUUUUACAGGCAGGAACAGAUUUUAGAACUCUAGUUUCAGCUCACCAUGAAGCAAUUGAGGCUAUGGACAUUCCUACUCACUCCUCAGAAGAUUCAGAUGAAAAUGUGUCCUUGGAUGAAUCCACUAUAACCAGUAAGAAUUCCAUUUCCUCAGUAAAUGAUAUUGACUGUUUGGCAAAGGAAGUUCAAAAGGGUUCAUCAGAUAAGAAAGCAAUUAAGGAGAAGAAGAAAGCAAAACGCUCAAGAACAAAACAGCUUGUUCAGGAAGAGGAGAGGGUUAGAGGUAGAGUCAACAUGAAGGUGUACUUGUCCUACAUGGCUGCAGCGUAUAAAGGCUUGUUGAUUCCCCUCAUAAUCAUUGCACAAACAUUAUUUCAGUUCCUUCAGAUCGCUAGUAAUUGGUGGAUGGCAUGGGCAAAUCCUCAGACAGAGGGAGACCAACCCAAAGUAACUCCCAUGGUUCUUCUUCUUGUUUACAUGGGCCUUGCUUUUGGCAGCUCAUUGUUCAUAUUUGUAAGGGCUGUUCUCGUGGCUACAUUUGGCCUAGCAUCUGCACAGAAGCUAUUUUUCAACAUGCUUAGAAGUAUUUUCCGUGCACCAAUGUCUUUCUUUGACUCUACACCAGCUGGAAGGAUCUUAAAUCGUGUUUCAGUUGAUCAAAGUGUCGUGGAUCUUGACAUUCCUUUUAGACUUGGAGGUUUUGCUUCAUCUACAAUACAGCUUAUUGGCAUUGUUGCUGUAAUGACAGAAGUUACAUGGCAAGUUUUGCUCCUAGUAGUCCCAAUGGCUGUUGUUUGUUUGUGGAUGCAGAAAUACUACAUGGCUUCCUCAAGGGAACUGGUACGUAUUGUAAGCAUCCAAAAAUCUCCAAUUAUUCAACUUUUUGGUGAAUCAAUUGCUGGAGCAGCCACCAUCAGAGGUUUUGGACAAGAAAAAAGGUUCAUGAAGAGGAACCUCUAUCUUCUGGACUGUUUCGCACGACCAUUCUUCUGCAGUAUUGCAGCUAUUGAGUGGCUCUGCCUGCGCAUGGAAUUACUCUCAACCUUUGUGUUUUCUUUCUGCAUGGUAUUACUAGUGAGCUUUCCCCGUGGAAACAUUGACCCCAGUAUGGCUGGACUUGCUGUGACAUAUGGCCUGAAUUUGAAUUCACGUCUAUCACGGUGGAUACUAAGCUUUUGCAAACUUGAAAACAAAAUUAUAUCUAUUGAAAGAAUUUAUCAAUACAGCCAAGUUCCUAGUGAAGCACCUUCAGUUAUUGAAGAUUUUCGCCCUACAUCCACUUGGCCUGAAAAUGGGACAAUCCAAUUAAUUGAUCUAAAGGUCCGCUACAAGGAAAAUCUUCCUUUGGUCCUUCACGGAGUAUCCUGCACAUUUCCUGGUGGGAAGAAGAUUGGAAUAGUUGGACGAACUGGCAGCGGAAAAUCUACCUUGAUUCAAGCAUUGUUUCGAUUGGUUGAACCGACAUCUGGGAGUAUCCUCAUAGACAACAUUAAUAUUUCAGGGAUUGGCCUUCAUGACCUUCGAAGCCAUCUAAGUAUCAUACCACAAGAUCCAACCUUAUUUGAAGGCACCAUUCGAGGCAAUCUUGAUCCUCUCGAAGAGCACUCUGAUAAAGAGAUUUGGGAGGCACUAGAUAAGUCUCAGCUUGGAGAGAUCAUCCUUGAGAAAGAAGAGAAGCUUGACACUCCAGUGCUAGAAAAUGGAGAUAAUUGGAGCGUAGGGCAGCGGCAACUUGUUUCUCUUGGCCGAGCGCUGCUUAAGAAAUCAAAGAUACUUGUACUUGAUGAAGCAACCGCAUCUGUUGACACUGCCACUGAUAAUCUUAUCCAGAAGGUUAUUCGACAAGAGUUUAGAGACUGCACUGUGUGCACGAUUGCACAUCGUAUUCCUACUGUGAUUGACAGUGAUCUAGUUCUGGUCCUCAGUGAUGGUCGAGUUGCGGAAUUUGACACUCCAUUACGGCUAUUAGAGGAUAAGGCAUCCAUGUUUCUGAAGUUGGUGACGGAAUAUUCAUCCCGAUCAAGUAGCAUGCCAGAUUUUUGAAUCAGAUGAAAAUGCCAGAAAACCUUCGAAGUUAGGGGUCGAAUCCAGAAAGCGUUGAAGAACCUUAACAGAUGGCGGCAGCAAGAGAGCAAGACAUUACAUAGGUUGAAAACAGUAACGUUGCGCCAGUUGCUGGCACUAUUGCUCUGACACAUGCAGAAACAUAAGCAUCCACAAGUACUUAUCGAUCAAGCGCUCCUUGCAGUGGGAGAAAUUGAGGAAUUCAUGCAUGGUUUGCAUGCUUUGUUACGGAAAAUAAGAUGAUCUGUUACCGGGAAGUAAAACAUGAGGAGUCUGAAUUGGGUUGAAUAAUGUACAAUCAAGUAGUUUUGAGACAUUAGGCUGUUUAGGGGAAAAGUAGUGUAGAGUCAGAACUAGUUUUGUGUAUUCCACAUUUCCACGUUUUCUUUGUAGUAGUGAUUCAGAAUUAAGACCAUUUCAGGGCUGGGAUUUUGACUCCACCCGCCUACCCUACCUUUGUUAUCCCCUAAAAAAUGGUAUAUUGGAUUGGAUAACUUUUCUGUUCUGCCU